AUGAAUUCACUUGACUUCAGGAAUUUCCCCCAAGAGCUCUUUUGCUUCCCAUUGGUUAAUGCUUCAUGUCUCAGAAAGGACAGGCCCAUGCCAGUUGUCUUUGCCAUGUACAUGGUCAUGACAGUGGCCAUAGUGAUGACCAUGCUGGGCAACGCGGCUGUGAUCACAUCCAUCGCCCACUUCAAGCAGCUCCACUCCCCGACCAACUUCCUCAUCCUCUCCAUGGCCACCACCGACUUGCUGGUCAGCUGUGUGGUCAUGCCCUUCAGCAUGACACGCUCCGUCCACUCCUGCUGGUACUUUGGAGACCUCUUCUGCAAACUGCACAGCUGCUGCGACGUCAUGCUCUGCACCACGCCCAUUUUUCACCUCUGCUUCAUCUCAGUUGACCGCUACUAUGCUGUCUGUGACCCUCUGCACUACAUCACCAAAAUCACAAUGCCUGUCGUAGAGUUCUUCCUACUCAUCAGUUGGGCCAUUCCCAUCUUCUUUGCCUUUGGCCUGGUCUUCUCAGGAUUAAACCUAAUUGGUUGAGAGGAUUUUAUGGCAGCCAUUGAGUGCACAGGGUUGUGUGUGGUGAUAUUUAACAAGCUCUGGGGGAUUGUGGCUCCCCUGAUAUCUUUCUUUAUUCCUGGGGCAAUCAUGACUGGAGUGUAUAUACACAUCUUCACAGUGGCCAGGAAGCAUGCCAGGAAGAUUGGCACAGGUCCCAGGACAAAACAGGCUGAGUCAGAAAGCACAAUGAAACCCACAGCCAGAAGAGAAAGCAAGGCCACCAAGACUCUGAGCAUAGUCAUGGGAGUGUUCAUGCUGUGCUGGCUGCCCUUCUUCGUCUUGACCAUGGUGGACCCUUUCAUUGAUUUUACAACCCCUGAAGAUUUGUAUAAUGUCUUCAUCUGGCUGGGGUACUUCAAUUCUACUUUCAAUCCCAUUAUUUAUGGUCUGUUUUAUCCUUGGUUUCGCAAGGCUCUGAGGAUGAUUGUCACAGGGAAAAUCUUUAGGCCUCAAUCUUCGACUCUAAAUUUAUUUGCUACUCAUAGUAAAUAA
Molecule: messenger RNA, 1047 nt
Organism: Octodon degus (degu)
Lineage: Eukaryota; Metazoa; Chordata; Mammalia; Rodentia; Octodontidae
Product: trace amine-associated receptor 4-like
Exons: 1
Biological process (GO): behavioral fear response; G protein-coupled receptor signaling pathway; chemosensory behavior
Cellular component (GO): membrane
Molecular function (GO): 2-phenylethylamine receptor activity; trace-amine receptor activity
Source: RefSeq, a predicted model, not a curated record